Molecule: messenger RNA, 2760 nt
Organism: Salarias fasciatus (jewelled blenny)
Lineage: Eukaryota; Metazoa; Chordata; Actinopteri; Blenniiformes; Blenniidae
Product: F-box/LRR-repeat protein 14-like
Exons: 1
Coding region: 531-1742 (403 amino acids)
Biological process (GO): SCF-dependent proteasomal ubiquitin-dependent protein catabolic process
Cellular component (GO): SCF ubiquitin ligase complex
Molecular function (GO): protein binding
Source: RefSeq, a predicted model, not a curated record
CACACUUUAUGGUUUAUUCAUUGUACAGAUCCGGGAUGCUGCUCGAAAUGCGACCAACGGUCAAAGACCCGGGCAUCUGUCCUACUCCCGCUGAAUAGAUGCGCUGCCGAUGAAGACGUCUACAGACUACAAAGUUUGGGACUCUGCUCGCCAUGGGCCGGAGUGAGGAAGAAGCGGCCCCGGACCUGGAUGUUGUUCAUCUCUGAAGCUCUUAAGUUCAGGCAGCUACGGCUAACGCUAGGCUAACUACUAGCUCGUUAGGUAAAUAUUGCCUCUGCCUGACGAAGUUUCUCUCCAUCUACCGCCACGCCGUCUGCGCGCCACCUGAGUGGAUGGUUGUGGCUUUCGUGUGCUCAAACUCUCCGGCGAGAUGGGAGGAAUUUUGUUUGUUUCACUCGAAGCUAACAGGCGGCUAACAGCUAGCUCGUUCUUCAUGUAGCUGACGGUUAGCUCGCGCUGCCGGGCCAGACAGCAACUUCGGCAGCUCGCAGCAAACUCCACCAGAAGCCUCACCGCAGCCACCUGCAGUCAUGUCUGAACUGGAGACACACGUAUCGUGCCUUUUCCCGGAAAUAUUGGCCAUUAUUUUCAGCUACCUGGACGUGAAAGACAAAGGCAGAGUUGCCCAAGUGUGCACCUCCUGGAGGGACGCGUCCUACCACAAGUCGGUGUGGAGGGGGGUGGAAGCCAAGCUCCAUCUGCGGCGAGCCAACCCGUCCCUGUUCCCCAGCCUGCAGACCCGGGGCAUCAAGAAGGUGCAGAUCCUCAGCCUGAGGCGAAGUCUCAGCUACGUGAUCCAAGGGAUGCCGCAGAUCGAAAGCCUUAACCUGUGUGGAUGCUUCAACCUGACGGACAAUGGUCUGGGACAUGCCUUUGUGCAGGACAUCCCGUCUCUGCAGGUGCUCAACCUCAGCCUUUGCAAGCAGAUCACCGACUCCAGCCUGGGCAGGAUCGCGCAGUACCUCAAAAACCUGGAGGUGCUUGAACUCGGGGGAUGCAGCAACAUCACAAACACGGGCCUGUUGCUCAUCGCCUGGGGCUUGCACAGACUCAAGAGCCUUAACCUGCGCAGCUGCAGGCACGUGUCGGAUGUGGGCAUCGGCCACCUGUCCGGGAUGACCCGCAGUGCGGCGGAGGGCUGCCUCUCCCUGGAGAAGUUGACCUUGCAGGACUGUCAGAGGCUGACUGACCUUUCCCUCAAACACGUCUCAAAAGGUCUUAACAAGCUCAAAGUCCUCAACCUCAGCUUCUGUGGGGGGAUCUCGGACGCAGGCAUGAUCCACCUGUCGCAUAUGACCCACCUGUGCAGCCUCAACCUGCGCUCGUGCGACAACAUCAGCGACACCGGGAUCAUGCACCUGGCUAUGGGCUCCCUGCAGCUGUCCGGGCUCGACGUCUCUUUCUGCGACAAGAUCGGAGACCAGAGCAUGGCGUACAUCGCACAGGGCCUGUACCAGCUCAAGUCCCUCUCUCUGUGCUCCUGUCACAUCAGCGACGACGGCAUCAACCGCAUGGUGAGGCAGAUGAACGAACUCAAGACUCUUAACAUCGGGCAGUGCGUGCGGAUCACGGACAAGGGGUUGGAGCUGAUAGCCGAUCACUUGACUCAGCUGACGGGGAUCGACCUGUAUGGCUGCACGAAGAUCACCAAGAGAGGCCUGGAGAGGAUCACGCAGCUCCCAUGCCUUAAAGUGUUAAACCUGGGACUGUGGCAGGUGACGGAGAGCGAGAGGAUGAGAUGAAAGCUUCCACAUGUUGCUCAGUUGUAUCCUGGGCAGACCUGCCUGCACCUGUUCUUAAUAUUACCUUCUAUACUGUGACUAAACACCACGGAGAGGGACUCAGCAUCAAUCACUGGAAUUGUGUUGGCCUCCGCCGCAGUCCUCCACUCUUAUUGUGACUCUUGUUUCCAGUCCUGUGCUCUCUUCUCUUAAAUCUCAGCCUGUGUACAGUUCUUACUGUCUAGCUACCUCAGCCAUCGAAACACAGGAGUGCCUACUGUCGCUGAAUACUAGAUUAGAUAUUAUAUUUUUAUGACUCACAUAUGAAAGGAGAUUUUGAUAUAAAGUGGAAUCUCUCAGCAGAAUGAUAACUAGCUAUUUUAACUCUUAACAGAAAGGCUGGCGUACCUUUGGAUCGAAGUUUUGAUAGAAUUUUUUUUUUUGUUUAUGGCUGAUGUAUUUUUUACUCGUGUAACCAAUAAUUUUUUUUUUUAUCAAAUGACUUGCUGACAAAAUUGUACUUCAAAUUGAAGUGGGUGGAUCACUCCAGUCCCUUUGUUCACUGAUGUAUAGUUGGCUAUGUUUCAUAUUCCUGAGGAAGUAAAUUAAUGUAUCGGCUGUUAAAGGUUUUUAUUAACACGAGGCGUCGCAAUGAACAGCUACCGAGGUGAUGAUAUGCAAUACUUGUACAGCGGCGUUUCUCUGCCCUGCGUGGGUAAAGAGAGGCGUCUCUGCUCCCAUACCGCUGAUUUCAAUGGGUGGCUCUUCAUCAUGCUCCUGACACCGGUGAGGAGGGUGAUGAUGAUUUAUUCAUUGGAGCAGGGAGCUGUCACAUUGAUUCAGAGCGGUGGAUCCGUCACGUUCAGGUUUGAGAAAUGCUGUUUUUAACUGUCCGUCAGUGUUUUGCUUUUUUUUCCCCCCCCAACUCUGAGGAGCUUCCACUGAUACUGUCAGAGUAUUUGUUUAAAGGCCGUAAUUUAAGAUUGUUUUAUAUUCAUACAGUAGUGAUAUUUAUGAAUAAAGAUGGAAACCAGCUUUG